AUGUCAUCAUCUUCUUCGCCAUUUAUACCCAUGAUUACUAAUGAAAGUCAACUUUUUGCAUUACGUCAAAAAUUAUCCACUCAACCGACGGCUAAACAAACGCAACUUGCUACGAGUGCAGCUGCUGUUCAUCUUAUACAAAAUACUCAAAUUGUUACACAAAGAAAUACAAACAGCAUGGAGGCAACAGUAAAACGAAAUAAUAAUAAAUUCAAAAACAAUCUCUUUGUACAUGUUACACACGAGGCAAGACUCAAAGGUUUAGCACGAGAAAUACAUAUGAUACACGAUAGUUUCUUCAAGGAUACAAGUUAUGCGGAUAUUAGAUUAGUUGUCGGCCAUCGAAUCGAUCCAAAUGUAGAGUUCGAACUUUCACGAAAACGUCCAUCUUUAUCAUUAUUGAAAGGCCCAUUAGAAAAAAAACCAAAACGAAAUUAA
This is a messenger RNA of Rotaria sordida, 438 nucleotides long. The record is from the annotation of a GenBank genome assembly. NCBI's taxonomy places the organism in Eukaryota, Metazoa, Rotifera, Eurotatoria, Philodinida, Philodinidae.